AUGGAACAGCUAACAAAUGAUAAAGCAAAAUUGUUGGAUGCAAUUGAAAAAUUGGAUAUUAAAAAAGAAAAUGAAAUUAUUAAAGCUCACGAAAAGGUGAAUCGGGAUUUUGGAAAUAUUUUCUCUACACUAUUACCUGGCGCAAGUGCGAAACUGGAGCCUCCGGCAGGUGCCAAAUCAGCACUGGGUGGCCUAGAAGUCAAAGUUGCCUUCAGAGACAAGUGGAAGGAUUCACUUGGCGAACUGUCUGGUGGUCAGCGCUCGUUGGUAGCACUCUCUUUAGUACUUGCAAUGCUGAAAUUUAAGCCAGCUCCAAUAUAUAUCUUGGAUGAAGUAGACGCUGCACUUGACCUUUCCCAUACGCAAAACAUUGGUGCUAUGAUCAAAACGCAUUUCAAAGAAUCACAGUUUAUAAUAGUAUCGCUGAAAGAUGGUAUGUUUAAUCACGCAAAUGUUCUAUUCAAAACGCGUUUCGUUGAUGGUACUUCGACAGUGGUUCGAACCGAGAAUAAGGAUCAAUGGGUUAUCGAUGAGCCGAUGGAAAUACGCGGUAUCGGAAAAGAAAAUAACAGUAAUGCUCCAGCGAAGCGGCGAAGGGAUUAA
This is a messenger RNA of Gongylonema pulchrum, 603 nucleotides long. NCBI's taxonomy places the organism in Eukaryota, Metazoa, Nematoda, Chromadorea, Rhabditida, Gongylonematidae. The record is from the annotation of a GenBank genome assembly.